Nestor notabilis (Kea) is the source of this 1311-nucleotide messenger RNA. Its product is annotated as metal transporter CNNM1-like. The record is from RefSeq and is a predicted model, not a curated record. Lineage: Eukaryota; Metazoa; Chordata; Aves; Psittaciformes; Psittacidae. Gene Ontology annotation, cellular component: plasma membrane. Gene Ontology annotation, biological process: magnesium ion homeostasis; transport. The transcript has 11 exons. The annotation marks the transcript as partial. Gene Ontology annotation, molecular function: transmembrane transporter activity.
CCACUCCACUGUGUCUUCAACGACACGCGCCUCGACACGCUACUUGAGGAGUUCAAGAAGGGAAAGUCCCACCUGGCCAUCGUGCAGCGGGUGAACAACGAAGGGGAAGGAGAUCCAUUCUACGAGGUGAUGGGCAUUGUCACCCUGGAGGAUGUCAUUGAGGAGAUCAUCAAGUCCGAGAUCCUGGAUGAGACGGAUCUGUACACGGACAAUCGGAAGAAGGAGCGUGUGCCCCAUCGGGGACGCAAGCCCCAGGACUUCUCCAUCUUCAGGCUCUCGGACAGCGAGAUGAAGGUGAAGAUCUCCCCGCAGCUCCUCCUGGCCACCCAUCGGUUCAUGGCAACAGAAGUGGAGCCUUUCAAGUCCCCCUACCUCUCUGAGAAGAUCCUGCUGCGGCUCCUCAAACACCCUAACGUCAUCCAGGAGCUCAAGUACGACCGCAAGAACAAGAAGGCAGCAGAACAUUACCUCUACCAGCGCAACCGCCCUGUUGACUACUUUGUCCUCAUCCUGCAGGGGAAAGUGGAGGUGGAGAUUGGCAAGGAAGGGCUGAGGUUUGAGAACGGGGCAUUCACAUACUACGGUGUCCCUGCCAUCAUGGCUGUUGUCUCCUCAGAUAACGAUGUGCGAAAAGUGGGCAGCCUGGCUGGAUCCUCCUUCCUAUUGAACAGGUCACCAUCACGGUGCAGCGGGCUCAACCGCUCCGAGUCCCCCAACUGGGAGCACAAUGACUAUGGGGGCAGCAACACACAGCUCCACAGCAGCAGCAACAAUAUCUACACACCCGACUACUCUGUGCACAUCCUCUGCGAUGUGCAGUUUGUCAAGGUCACCCGGCAGCAGUACCACAAUGCGCUGGUGGCCAGCCGCAUGGACAGCUCACCCCAGUCCCCUGACAUGGAGGCCUUCGACAGGGAUUCAACCAAGGCAUCGACCCUGCGGGGAACCCCACAGACACCCAAGGAGGACCCCACCACCCUCCUGAAUGAGAAGAACAGCGUCACGUGCAACCGCUCUGAAGGACUGCACAGUCCCAGCGAGUCGGUGUUCCUGCGCAUGGAGAGCAUCCCCUUCAUCCAGGAGGAGACGGCUGACAAUGAGGAGAACAGCAAGCAUCAGAGUGAGUCUGGCUGGGGGACAUGCACACAGCACCCUGGGGGUGAGGUGGAGACCAGCUCAACACCAAGCAGCAAUGAGGAGACACUGGGCAGGAGGCUGCUGAGAUCCCUGAGUGGGCGCAAGCAGCGGCCGUCGCUGGAGGAUGAGAAGUUGCCAGAGGAGAGCUCCAAUCUUGACCCAUUAAUCACCUGA